Coniosporium apollinis CBS 100218 is the source of this 1446-nucleotide messenger RNA. RefSeq lists its product as uncharacterized. The transcript is spliced from 2 exons. The record is from RefSeq and is a predicted model, not a curated record. Bases 1 to 1446 code for a protein of 481 amino acids. NCBI's taxonomy places the organism in Eukaryota, Fungi, Ascomycota, Dothideomycetes. Gene Ontology annotation, molecular function: protein binding.
AUGGCGGAAAUCCCGAAACCAGCGAAGCGCGCCCUCUUCGCGAAGCCGGCCUGGACGAAGCCUACCUCAGAUGCGAAGGCAGUUGAAGAAGGUGACAUAUUUGGCCGCGGAAGUCACUUGAUCGAGGACAUCAUGGCGGACAAAGAACGUGUGAAGAGGGAGAAGCUUGCGCGUAAGCAGCGAAGGGAAAGCGAGGGGACCGAUGGGAGGAAAAAGCGCAAGAGCUCGGACAUGGAAGACGAGGAUGGCAGCUGGGUGGUGGUCAAAAGGCCUGCCAGUCAGGAGCAUGCAGGCGCUGAAAGGCGGCUUUCUGCUUCGAAUCGUGGCGACGUCGCUGGUGGAGGCAGUAAUCGACCCGACACUGCUGCAAGCAAUUCUAUUUCCCCAGAGAAAGCCGCUUCAACUUGCAUGAGCACCCAGCCCAUCUCCCGCGACAGAUACAUCACAAAGCCAACGAAGCAUCCUCCCCCACAGUCUGCCGUGGUCGAUCUACUCGACUCAGAUGAUGACGAUGAAGCACACCUCUACUCGGUUUCGCCUGCGAAAACCGCAACCAAUGGCACGACGAAAGCUUCCGUUCCGCGCUCGGAAUCAGGACAGCGACCCGCCCAGCAUGACUCCGACGAAGAACUCGACCCUUUCCUUCGCGAGCUCGCCGCCAAAGCUCGCGCCAGGCGGAGGGAAGCCGAAGCCGCCAAGAUAGCGUCACCGGUGCGCCCAAAUCCUUCGAUCCAGCGUUCCUCAACCCAACCCUUAUCCGCCGCCAACUCAUUCGAGUUCAAUGCACCGAAUUCGACAGCCACAGACACAGAUGGUCCCGUGAUCCAGAUCCUCAUAACUUCCCGCAUCAACAACGCAAGGCCCCUGCUAGUGAAACGCCGGCUCAAGCAACGCCUCCAUGAAGUCCGGGACGCAUGGUGCAAGCGAGAAGGUCUUCCUUCCGACGAAAGCGCCAGCAUAUUCCUCACCUUCCGUGGCCGAAGGCUUUACGACUCCACCACAUGCAAAAGCCUCGGUAUAGCGGUGGACGAGGAUGGGGAAAUCAUCAUGAGGAGUGGCAAGAGCCGAGGUGCAGAUGGCCUCUGUGAGGGCAAGAUCCACAUGGAAGUCUGCAAUCCGGAGGCGUUUGAGGAGAUGAAGAGAGAGGCGGCUCAGAAGCUGAAGGCGAAGGUGCCGGAGGAGGAACCGUUGCCGACGCAGGAGAAGAAGGUGGAGGAGAAGUUGGUGAAGCUGGUUUUGAAGGCGAAGGGCCAUGAAGACUUCAAACUCCGGGCGAAACCGACCUCUACAUUUGAGGAGAUUGCGAACGGGUUUCGUCGUAAACGAGUGGUUUUGGCGGAUCAGCAAGUUUUUCUCACAUGGGAUGGCGAGCGCUUGUCACCCACGGCGAAGCUCGAAGACACAGAAAUCGCAGAUAUGGAUUCAAUCGACGUACACAUCAAGUAA